AUGUCUGAUUGGUUGAAUGAAAAUGCAUUUGCAGAUAGUAACAGCAAUGAUGAUUUUUUAAAUUCCAUUUUUGAUCAAAACCAGGGGGAGCAACAGGCUCCACAGGCUCCGCAGGUUCUGCAGGUUUCUACGUCUAUGACAAAUCCACCGGUUCAAUCACAAUCAGCUCUGUCCACUUCAAGAAUCCCCCAAGCACACACUCCAAUGUACCAACAAUCUCCUGUUAUUGCUCAUAAUAUACCACAGAACAGUCCGCAAAACAUGCCGAGUCAAAUGGCACAGCCCCAACAACAAAUACCACCACCUCUGCAACAGGCUACAGCUCAGAUGCUUCCUCAACAACAACUAAAACAGCAGCAGCAACAACAACAACAACAACAACAAAAACAAGAACAAUUGUACAGAAUGAAACAACAAAUUUAUCAGCAGAAGAUGCUAAAAAAGCAACAAGAAAACAUGUCUCGUCAACCUUCUCCAAUGAAUUCAGUUGGACAGACCCCACAGCAAAAUACACCGAUUAACCAAAACGCAAAAGCACCUCAAAAUAAUUCAAAAUUACAAUCAAUGCAAAUGGAAUUGUUUUUUUCUGUUUUGUAUGAGUUUUUGCAAAGGAGCGGGAUCGCGAUUCCUCAAUCUUUAGCAAUCAACGGUAAAAGAGUGAACUUAUUCAUUUUGUACAUUUUGAGUCAAAGAUUGGGUGGAUACAGGGUUAUGAAGGCAUUUCUACUUAUGUCUCCUGAACAGCAGCAUAUGCAGCAACAAAAUCCUUGGGCAUUAAUGGCAGAAAAAAUGGGGUUUCAUGAUGAAGGAGAAGACCCAAUGACUAAAGAAAGAAUUGAUAGAGAACUUUGCAAUUGCUAUAGUAACUUCAUCUUACCGUAUGAAGAGUAUUAUGCAACACCUGAAGGGAAUAAAGAUAUUGAAGCUAGUAAGCAUAGGUUCCAACAGCAGAUUGUCCAAAAAUAUCUGUCUAAUGUGCCAACACCAGUUCCUAAUCAACAAAGUCCAAUGGUGAGUAGUGCUCCAACACCACAUCAACAAAGAAAGUUGUCUCGUACCAGCAACUCUGUCAACAAUUCACCAAAUGUCAGUUCUCCUUUCCAAAACACACCUCGACAAGUUCCAGCACCAGCACCAGCACCAGUACAACUGUCAUCUAUGCCUCCGCCAACACCUGUUACAGCCACAGUGAAAUCUCAAAUAACUAAAGCAGAUGCCCAUAUUUUGAAGAAUUAUACUCCUUUCAAAAAGAUUGUAGAAACUCAUGGUCCAUACAAUAUCAAAGAGCUUUCGCAAUUGUCCACUGAAAUCGAGGUGACCAAACCAGUUUAUCUUUUUGCUCCAGAAUUGGGUGUUAUCAAUCUCCAAGCGUUAACAAUGUCUAUAAAAAGCAAUAGUGGAAUACAAAGCUCGGAAGUAGUGAACGCGCUAAACACAUUGUUGGUUGCAACAUCAGACGUCAAUUAUGCUUUUCAAAUAAAAGACAUUAUGGAGCUAUUAGACGCAUUGUCUUCUUUAGGGAAGGAUGUUUUGAACAGAAUUGUUGGGGCUAACACAGAAGAUGAUUGUGUGAACUCUGAUGUGACAAAAUUGUCUGCCAAUGGUAGGAUCGAUGAUAUCUUCAAUCGUUAUGUUAAAGGACAAGGUGAGGAUAUACUGUAUGUUGUCAACUCCCUUACUGGGGAAGUUGUUUCUGAGGAUGAGGAUAUCGAGGAACUUUUCUCAGUAUGUGAGGGUGGGGAUGCUGAAUCUCCUAUUGAAAAAUUGAAUGAGCUGCUAGAUAUUUCCGAAUUUCAUUUAGAUGAUUAUCUAACAGCAUUGAAGAAUUUCAAAUUGGAAAACAAACAUCAUUUCAGCAAACUUCAAACCCGAAGUGCUGUGGACGAUCAAAUAUUGUUGAUUGAUGAAUUGAUAACCAUAACAAUGAUCUUGAGAAACAUUUCUUUUGCAGAGUAUAAUAAAGAGCCCAUGGCAGGAAAUCGUCUUUUUAAAGAUUUAUUGUUUUCAAUUGUCAAAAACGUUGCACUAAGCAAUGAAAAAUUUGUGUUUAGUCGCAAACGAUUAUGUUUAUUAAAGGAUUGCCUUUUAAUGUUAGACAACAUUUCUUUAUAUACUCAUUUGCACACCUUAGAGGAAGCAUUCCUAUCGUUUGUUUUAGUUGCAUCCUUUGGGCCUAAGAUUGAGGAUCAAUACAAGAUCCCACGAUGCAAUAUUGAAACCCACUCGUAUUUUGCCUUUGGUCUUGAUGCAUUUACAAAGUUAAUGGUCAGAGAGCCAUAUAAUAGAUCAUUAAUUCAGGCAGUUUUAAAUGGAACCUUGAAUGCCAGUAUGACAGGGUACUCUGUAAGUUUACAGGAUCAAGAGUACACAAGAAAAUUAAUCAAGGCUUAUAAUAAAGACUAUAAGUCAGCAUCACUCUUGAGUCAAGCUUUCCAGAUGUAUAUGAGUAUAUUGCCUUUUGAUGCAAACACAUUUGAGUUGUCAAAAUUUAUUUUUAUGAGGAGUCCGACAAUUUCACAAAUGUUGUUUGGGGCCAAAUUGUUAAUAGAUAUGGUUCCAGUUGAUGAUUUGAACACACAUCAUAACAGAUUGUCUCUUUAUUGGUUGUUGGAGAACAGAGAGUUAUUGUUGGGUAAUUUUGCCAGAAUAGUCGUUGCUUUAGCAACAGAAACUGGAAAGUUCCCACGCGAAUCGCCCGAGCACAAGAUUUUGUCACUGGUAUUGUGCAAGGCAUUAGUUGUUAUUAAUUCAUUGGUUAACAAUGCAGUUUUGGCCAAGGAAAUAGGAGACCUGCGACACACCGACUUGAUGGAGAGUUUGACAGAUUGUUUAGCCUUCCCUAGAAUAAUACCUGAUACUAUUUUAACAUUGGAUACCUUUUUGGCACCUACAAUUGAUACCAAUUUAGGCAAAGAAGUUGUCAGACUACUUAGGUAUUUGAAGGAUUUAAAGGCUUGUGAGGGGAUCUAG
This is a messenger RNA of Candida dubliniensis CD36, 2970 nucleotides long. RefSeq names its product Swi1p (gene SWI1). The coding region runs from base 1 to 2970 and encodes 989 amino acids. The record is from RefSeq and is a predicted model, not a curated record. Gene Ontology annotation, molecular function: transcription cis-regulatory region binding. The transcript has a single exon. Gene Ontology annotation, biological process: regulation of transcription by RNA polymerase II. Gene Ontology annotation, cellular component: nucleus; SWI/SNF complex. NCBI's taxonomy places the organism in Eukaryota, Fungi, Ascomycota, Pichiomycetes, Serinales, Debaryomycetaceae.